Messenger RNA from Passer montanus (Eurasian tree sparrow), 3273 nucleotides. RefSeq names its product ring finger protein 103 (gene RNF103). The record is from RefSeq and is a predicted model, not a curated record. Bases 791 to 2818 code for a protein of 675 amino acids. Gene Ontology annotation, cellular component: endoplasmic reticulum. Gene Ontology annotation, molecular function: ubiquitin-protein transferase activity. Gene Ontology annotation, biological process: protein ubiquitination. Lineage: Eukaryota; Metazoa; Chordata; Aves; Passeriformes; Passeridae. The transcript has 5 exons.
AGGCUCUGAGGAGUACAGUGAUUUAAAUGCUUUUUUCCAGAUCAAUAUUAGUGUGCCUUUUUGAAAAUGGAUAGUACAGAAUUACAGCAUGUACGCUCUGGGGGUUCUCAGUGUUUUUAAAUUUAAGCUGUGCUAUUUUUGUGCUCAUCUGUACGAGCUGCCAAUUUUCAUGCAAAUUAUGGCUUCUUAAAAUAACUGAAUAUACAGAAGCACUGUUGAGUUUCUUUCAGAGGAGAGCCUUCAUCUCAACGCAGUAGCUUGAUUUUAGUAGGUUUUUGUAGCAGGCCAACACUUCUUGUACAGCCUGGCACGGUUCUUCAAGGACCCAGUUCAGCGGGGAUCCAUGCUGCGCUCCAAAAUGCUUCCAACGUGAGCACAGACCCACCUCAAAGCCUUGUCCGAAGUCGGGGUGCAGCCCACGCUCGCCUUUGGCUGUCGCUUUGGCACAGGCUCCCAGCUUGAGGCAAAGCCGCAGAGCUCGAGCUCCGAGCCGCGCAGAUGGAUCCCGCUGUGGAAUUUGCUUUCGCGCCAGCCAAGGGCUGGGAGCGGGGCUGGCGUGCGGGCAUGAGGCGCGGAGGGAUCAUCCCUACACCCGGCAGCCCGAAUCCAAAUAAACUCUGUCCGCUCAGCUGCCCUAAAACUGCCCGAACAGAUCGGCCCUGCAAAUAUCGGCCCCCACUUCUGGCUCUGUAAAUAUUUUUCUUUUAAUGAAAAGCGUCGGCCGAGUCGGAUCCUGCCCUCUCCCUCCCCGAUAGCCGAGGCCGGCCUCCGGCUCGGCGCUCCCGGGAAGAUGUGGGUGAAGCUGUGCUGUUUGCUGCUCUACUUCCUGGCGCUCUUCGUGCUGGCCCGGGUGUUCGAGGCCGUGGCGUGGUACGAGAGCGGCUUCCUCGCCACGCAGCUGGUGGACCCGGUGGCGCUGAGCUUCAGGAAGCUGCGGACCAUCCUGGAGUGCCGCGGGCUGGGGCACUCGGGGCUGCCCGAGAAGAAGGAUGUGCGGGAGCUGGUGGAGAAGUCAGGAGACCUCAUGGAAGGAGAGCUUUAUUCAGCUCUCAAGGAGGAAGAGGCCUCUGAAUCGGUUUCCAGUACAAACUUCAGUGGUGAAAUGCACUUCUAUGAGCUUGUAGAAGACACAAAAGAUGGGAUCUGGCUGGUACAGGUCAUAGCAAACGACAGAAGCCCACUGGUGGGUAAAGUCCACUGGGAGAAAAUGGUGAAGAAAGUCUCAAGAUUUGGCAUACGUACUGGCACUUUCAACUGCUCCAGUGACCCCAGAUACUGCAAGAGGAGGGGUUGGCUGAAAUCCACCCUCAUUAUGUCGGUUCCACAAACCAGCACCUCCAAGGGAAAAGUCAUGCUUAAGGAAUACAGCGGGCGCAGGAUUGAAGUAGAGCACAUCUUCAAAUGGAUCACAGCCCACGCUGCCUCUCGGAUCAAAACCAUCUACAACUCUGAGCAUUUGAAAGAAGAAUGGAACAAAAGUGACCAGUACCGGGUGAAAAUAUACCUGUUUGCCAACCUCGACCAGCCUCCGGCGUUCUUCUCUGCACUAAGUGUAAAGUUUACUGGAAGAGUAGAGUUUAUUUUUGUCAACGUGGAAAACUGGGACAAUAAAAGUUACAUGGCAGAAAUUGGUAUCUACAAGACACCAUCGUACAUACUGAGGACUCCUGAGGGGAUUUACAGGUAUGGAAAUAACACUGGUGAAUUUAUAUCACUACGUGCCAUGGAUUCCUUUUUGCGCUCGUUGCAACCAGAAGUUAACGAUUUAUUUGUCUUAAGUUUAGUUUUGGUUAAUCUGAUGGCUUGGAUGGACCUGUUUAUUACACAAGGCGCCACUAUAAAGCGUUUUGUGGUUCUUAUAAGCACUUUAGGGACGUAUAAUUCACUAUUAAUUAUUUCCUGGCUACCAGUGUUAGGUUUUUUGCAACUGCCCUACUUAGACAGCUUUUAUGAGUACAGUUUAAAACUCUUCAGGUACUCAAACACAACUACUUUGGCUUCUUGGGUGAGGGCAGACUGGAUGUUCUACUCUUCUCAUCCAGCCCUGUUCCUCAGCACGUACCUUGGCCAUGGUUUACUAAUUGAUUACUUUGAGAAGAAGCGAAGGCGCAAUAACAACACGGAUGAAGUAAAUGCCAAUAACCUGGAGUGGCUGUCGAGCCUGUGGGACUGGUACACCAGCUACCUGUUUCAUCCCAUUGCUUCUUUUCAACACUUCCCUUUUGACUCAGAUUGGGAUGAAGACCCAGAUUUGUUCUUGGAGCGGUUGGCCUUCCCCGAUCUCUGGCUUCACCCUCUGAUACCAACUGAUUAUAUUAAAAACUUACCCAUGUGGAGGUUUCAAUGCCUCAGCGCCCAUUCUGACGAGGAAACGCUGGAAACCUUUCCAGACAGCGAAAGUGACUCUGACAGUGAGAACAGAGAGGUCUCGGAGGACGAUGAGCUGGGCACGUGUCACAGGUGCAGUGAAGGAGGUGUUGAUGCCUGUCCGUGUGCCAGUCACUAUUGUCACCACGAGCCAUGUGAACGCAGAGCCAGGUCCUGCAGCUCGUACGGCUCCGCGGGUGACCUGGAGCCAGACUGGUCAGCCUGGCCCCCCGACAUGUUGCACUGUACGGAAUGUGUGGUGUGUCUAGAAAAUUUUGCACAGGGCUGCCUGCUGAUGGGCUUGCCCUGCGGCCACGUGUUCCACCAGAAUUGCAUCAUGAAGUGGCUGGCGGGCGGGCGGCACUGCUGUCCCGUCUGCAGGUGGGCGUCCUACAAAAAAAAGCAGCCAUACACACACCCGCAGCCUUUGCCGAGUGAGCCCCCGUCUUAGCUGUGUGCCCCUGUCUUUUGUAAGCUUUCAGGAUAUUACUGCUUGCCUUUUAAAUGUUAGUCACUUAAAAGAUUACGUGGUUUGAAGUUUUAGUUUAAAUGUUAGUGCAGUGAACUAAAAUAUACAUGAUGCUAGCGUUAAUGACAGAAUCAUUUGGUUGCCUUGUAUGUUGAACUGAAUGCAAACUUACCUUACAAAUAAUUUGUUCUCUUCAACAUCUGGAAACUUGAUGCUGUUUUUGUAAGCACAAAAAUCAAGCCUACAAGAGAAGCGUAUUCCAGCAAACAUUUACAAGUUGGGAUGUGGGUGAAAUUGAAAUUCUAAUCGGAGACAAUUGCUUAAUUUAAGUGUUUCUUAUUUUAGAGUCUGUUCUGCACAUCUUUGUUGAAUAAUGUAUGUUGUAAGACAGUACCAUUUAAAAAGAAAUCGGUGAAAUAAAUUAUUUUAAAAGGAGA